AUGGCCGCCCCCGCCUGGACGCGCCUCUGCGCGCUGCUGCUGGUUGCCCUGGCCCACCGCGCCGCGUCACAGACGCCCGUGCUGGACUGCAUCGCCGCGGGCGGCGACCCCGCCAGGGCCAUCCAAGGGGACUGCACGGUGGACAUCGGCGGCGCGCCCAACGUGGUGGCCGUGGGCGACGGUGUCUCAACCGUCACUGUGAAUCCCGACGGCACCUAUAGCUACGGCGAUGAUUAUUUCGACUACGACGACGGCCCGACGGUGGGGAACAACCCGCCCGGCUUCGUCGAUCCGGUGCCGACAAACGCGCCCGUCGCGCCCGUUGGGGCGUCUUUCGCCAACGCCUUCGCGCCGGAUGCGGACUCGGUGGCCGUCCCCGCGCCUCCAGGGCCGGAUGGCCGUCCAGCGGGCGUCUGGGAGAUCGUGGUGGACGGCGUCGUGGACAUGACGCCGCAAGAAGUGUGGGAGAGCACACGCACCUACGGGAACUUCUUGACGUAUGGACUGGGAGAACUUGCGUUUUCUGUCCUGGCACAAGAUGACGAGCACAAGGAAUGGGUGGUUGAACUGAACAGUGGCGAGCAGCUUGUCUUUGAGGAUGUCGAGACAGACGAGGAUUUGCUGUUCCAUGUUGCAACGCUUCUGGAGCAUGGCAACGAUGUUUUUCCUGGGACGGACAUUCGUGGUUCCCGAAUCUUCUUCCGGGCCAUUGAUGGCGACACUGAGGGAACAACACAGCUGGAAGUUGGCUGGGGAGGGCCCAUUGCUACAGGUGGCAACAGCCGAGACACUGCUGUGGUUGUUGUCAGAUCUCUUCUGCUUGAAAUGAUUACAAGGCUGGAGGACCAUUUUGGGCAGAACUGCCGGUUUUCCAAGGAGGACAGGACCAUCGAGGCACGGUGCAAUAAUCUCAAGAAUCCAACGUGGGGAGCAGCCAAUCAGCCGCUGCUAAGGCUGGAGAAGCAUGACCCCGCUUUCCCUGACGGCAAGAGCGAGCCGUCUGGGCCAAAAGAUGUCAGUCCAAGACUCAUCAGCAACAAGUUGUUCGCACAAAGCCCAGGGGCAGAUUUGCUGGAAGGUCGACUCAACGAAGAAGUCAAUGAGUGCCUUAAGGCAACCAACAAGGGCCUCACAUGGGAGGUGUGCCCACACCAACAAGCCAAGGCAAAGCGCGGAAGGGAGACUGUGCACACACUCAGCUGGGUUGGUACGGAGACGACCAAGGAGAAGAUGAUUCUCAUGAAAUUUGGUGGCGAGCAGGAGGGAUGCGUCCUGAACCUCGUUUAUGCUUGUGCUGGGGAGGCCGACAUCGACUUCGGUGGUCAAGCGUGUGGAUCCACAAACAACUGGUUCUUCCACCCAAGUGCUUGUAUUGUACAGCCAGGAAGCGACAAUGUCCUGACGAACUCUCUGCAGAUGACGGACUUGUUCUGGGCAUGGGGGCAGUUCGUUGAUCAUGACCUGGAUCUGACACCGACCAUAGCAGAGCUGGGAAAGGAAGCGCAGCCCGGCUUCAAGAACAGCCGGAGGACAGGGCCCGAAGACGAGUUCCCCAUUGAGAUACCCAGAGAAGACUUCUUCUUCACCAAUGCCACCAUGGAGUUCGAACGGGCCGUUUUCUCCAGCGACCCUGAUCAAGUGUCGCAUAUCAACCAGCAUUCUGCAUUUGCCGACUUGGGUCAGCUGUAUGGCAAUGAUUUUUUGAGAGCCAACGCAUUGAGGUCCUUUGUUGAUGGGAAGCUCAAAAUGGGACCAGAUGAUCUGCUGCCUCUGAACAAAGUCGAUGGAGAUGAUGCCUUGGGAGCCAAGGUAGACAAUGCCCCCAAUGCCACCGACCGUUUCUAUGCUGCUGGGGACGUCCGGGCGAACGAGCAACCGUUGUUGCUCAGCUUGCACACCAUCUGGGCCAGGGAGCACAAUCUCAUUUGCGAUGAGCUGAAGGAGGCGUUCCCAGAAAUGGACGACGAGGAGUUGUACAAGUCGGCCCAGUCCAUCUGCAUAUCGGAAUACCAGAGCAUCCUGUGGGCCGAGUGGUUGCCGUUCCUCCUUGGGGAAGGGGAAGUCAGCCCAGAUGACUACUCCUACCACCGCAAGGUCGACGCCACCAUCACAGCCGUCUUCUCCACUGUUGCCUUCCGCUUCGGGCACAGCCUGGUUGGAAGCUACCUGUGGGCCCAGGGACCAGGGCCAAGGGGCGACGCAGACCUCCAACUGAUCCCCCUCCGCGAGACGUUCUUCAACCCUGAGCUUGUGGUAGAGACCGGCCCCGAAGCUUUUCUGAGGGGCGGGGCAUGGCACCUUGCUCAGGAACUUGAUGCCAAGGUGGUGGACGAGUUGAGAAACUUCCUCUUCACGGAGUCGUCCGAUGAGGCACAUCUGGACCUGGUGGCCCUGAACAUCCAGCGCGGACGUGACAUGGGCAUACCAUCAUUCAACCAGCUGCGGGAUGCCUACGACCUCAAAAUGUACAAGGAAUUCUCCGAAAUCAACCCCGACGAGAGCGUGUGGCACGUCCUCGAAGAUGUCUACGAUGGGGACAUUGAUAAGGUCGAUGCGUUUGCCGGCGGGAUGGCCGAGGCCCACCACGAUGGAGCGAUGCUUGGAGAAACGUUCUUCACCAUCAUUAAGGACCAAUUUACGAGAAUGAGGGACGGAGACCGUUUCUUCUAUAAAGGCAUCCAGUGGAGCAACAGAAUGCUGUCGGGCUAUCCCCGUAUUGAGGCGAUCGUGGCCGAUGAAGUGCGCCUUGCAGACAUCUUGGAACGCACCACCGGGAUCACCCUCCACGAGCUGGGCGUCCCCCCUCGCGACACAGCUUUCCAACUCUAA
Messenger RNA from Ostreobium quekettii, 2829 nucleotides. The record is from the annotation of a GenBank genome assembly. Lineage: Eukaryota; Viridiplantae; Chlorophyta; Ulvophyceae; Bryopsidales; Ostreobiaceae.